Messenger RNA from Haliotis rufescens (red abalone), 4071 nucleotides. Its product is annotated as lysine-specific demethylase 9-like. NCBI's taxonomy places the organism in Eukaryota, Metazoa, Mollusca, Gastropoda, Lepetellida, Haliotidae. Gene Ontology annotation, cellular component: nucleus. The record is from RefSeq and is a predicted model, not a curated record. The coding region runs from base 5 to 2614 and encodes 869 amino acids. The transcript is spliced from 5 exons.
CAAAAUGGCGGAGGAAGAAUCGUCAGAAACACGGCCUGAUGACAGUAAGGACAAUAUUUUCGAAAUAUUACAAAAGGAAGCAAAAUUAUCUGCAGAAAAUGUCGUAGGAGGGGAUACCAAAUACAAUGCUGGCGUUGACAUGCACCACGCUCUCUCGGAUUUAAAGAGAGAUCAUCAUGCCAUUCAUGGAUUUAGGAAUUUGCCAGGUUUGCAAUGCCCACCUGUUCAGACGAACACUGCAAAAGAAGAAUUGGAUAAUUCAGAGGUAAAUUCCUCUCCCGAAACAAAGAGACUAAAACUGUCAAUGCCUUCGGCACCCCAAGGAGUAUCUGAUUCAUGUGUCAGUCCAGAAUCGGGAAAGAGAAGGCGCAUUCAGCACGAUUAUCGACGCCUAUCAAGCUCAGGUUAUGUUGAUGAUUAUGAAGCAGGUAAAGAUCAACGUUUCGCGGUUGGGAACGAAACAGAGUUGGUCCCGGGGACAACUGCAACAUCCCCAAGAUCUAAAAGCAACACAUCUUCACCGAAGACAAGAUCCCCAAUAUCGUUUGGCACUGUAAAGUUUCCUAACUCUGCUGCACAGGAUACUGGAGUAAAAAUGAAUGUUCAGAAUAAUUCUGAGGUGGAUGGCUGUAGAGGUGAUGGCAAAAUAAAGACAGACAGUCAUGAAAGUAGAUCCCCACACAAGGACAGGCACAGGGGCCAUUAUUCACACAGUCAAGAUAAGAAGGAUUCUAGUCAGCAUCCCGACACAUCCCACCAUCAUAGUCGGCACCACCAUCACCACUCACACUCACACAAGUCAGCUUACAAAGACCAUGCCCUGGACCGUCACAACGAUAAACAAAAAAAUGUAAAUGGAUCCGUGUCAAAUGAUCGUUAUGGUUCUGACACCAUCAACAAACGUUCUUUUAAAGUUGACGCCGUCAAAACAGAAGUAAUUGCCAAGGUCGAACACACAGCUUCUUUGAAUCGAACUGUUGGCCAAUCCAAACCUACCAACAAUCAGCCGAGAACGCCAACAAAGAAACGAAUUGUUAGCAAUUGUGGUGUCCAGGUUAACCUGAGACGGCGAACUGAUACAAAGUCAGUUCAGGUGUCACUUGGCAAUCCAAGUGGUUCAGUUCAUCGGGUCACUAAUGGAGACAGACAUCAUGCUCCUAAAGAACAUCUUGUCGGUCACCAAAAGCAAAGAAUCAAGAUCUCACAAGGAACUCAGACUUAUGAAGCAGUUGCACCUCCUCCAGUUACCACUUUACCUCCUUCAUCGAACUAUGUAGCUCCUACUGCAAGCUUUGAUGCUAAAGUCCAUAUGAACAAAACCCAGACUCAGGUACCUGGUCUCAUUCAGUCAAAAUUUAGCAAGUACAUCCAUGUUGAAAAGUAUGCCAACGGAGGGGCGCAUGUCGUGCACACGUACCAAGAUGAAUUGUCAGAACUCAGCAAGGAAGAAAUGAAAGAGUUUGUGUCCGAGUAUUUUGACCUUGUGUAUGGAGAAACGAAUGGUUCUGCCAAUUUCGUGAUGGGUAUUGUCCAUCGGGCGGCUGAAAACUUGCCCGACUUUAUUGACUAUUUUGGUGACUUGUAUCCCAAUCUCACCGUUAAAGCAGGUGUUCUGGGAAAGUCAGACAUUGAAACUAUGACAAUAGCUAAGUACAGGGAACAGGUUAUAAAAACGUAUCAAAAUGGAACGUACAGGUCAGGUCCACUCUUGCAGAUCAGUCUCGUUGGAACAGUUCACGAAGAAGUGGGAGAUUAUUUCCCAGAGUUCCUCGAUUUAUUGGAAGAAAAUCCUUUCCUUAAUGUUGUGAUGCCUUGGGGGAAACUGGCAGCUAUCAAACUGAAUUCCCGGACUGAAAGCAAUGAUGGUCCUAUAUUAUGGGCCCGACCUGGUGAACAACUGGUACCAACAGCUGACAUGCCAAAAUCUCCUUUUAAAAGAAAAAGAGGUUUGAAUGAGCUGAAGAAUCUACAUUACCUUCCCCGAGCCACGGAGCCAAGAGAAGUCCUGGUGGAAGACCGUACCCGUUGUCACGCUGACCAUAUCGGGCAGGGGUUUGACCGCCUGACCACAGCAGCAGUUGGUGUCCUCAAGGCUGUCAACGGUGGAGUAAAAGAUCAGUCAAGGGUUGUCAAAGAUGUAAUCUGUUUUGAUGCAAAAGACUUCUUUGAUUUGACGACCAAGUUGCACCUAGAUUUGCACGAGCCCCCUGUGUCGCAGUGUGUCACCUGGGUUGAAGACGCCAAGUUGAAUCAGCUCCACAGGGAAGGUAUUCGCUACGCUCGCAUUCAGCUUUGUGACGACGACAUCUACUUCAUCCCGCGCAAUGUCAUCCACCAGUUCAAGACAGUGUCUUCAGUCACCAGCAUCGCUUGGCAUGUCCGACUAAAACAGUACCAUCCUGAUUCACAAAACUCUGCAACAGACUCUGAGGAAAAUGUGUUGUCAGAGAGCAGUGUCACUGAAGAAAGAUCCUUUAGUGAGUCCGAGUUGAAAUCAGGAAUAGUCAGCCAUGUGCCCGAGCCAGAGAAGGUUCUACCGCCCUCAGAGGUCACGCCCCCCGUGACCCCGGUGACCCCAGUCAAGGUGGAGACCCUGAGCCCCGAGACCUCAUGAUCAAGAUUGCAGUGUCCAUCAUCACAUUGUAAGGACAAACUCAUACAGUGGUUAUUUUGUACAUGUUCACACGUUUUAGAAGGGACAGGAUGAUAUUACAGAUAUUUUGCCCACGUUUCUUGUAGAUUUGGCAUUAUUUUUGUGAAGUGCAUCAUUGAGAAAAGUGCUACCAAACAGAGGUUUGUUGAUACAGUGUUUCCUGUGACUUGAAACACAAGUGCCAUGGUCAAUACUGAAUCUAUGGUGGUGGCUUUGUACAUGCCAGUUUUAUCCCGCUGUGUCGUAUCUUGAUUUCCCCGAACAUGCCCUUGAUGAAUAAUGUCUCGUACCUGUGUCUGGGUCACACAUUGUUUCAACACUAUCACAUGAUCUUCGUCGAAUAGAUCCGUCCAAACGCUUCUGUUGUUUUUGUUCACUAUUUGUCAACCUUACGAUGUAGACAGACAAGCAUUUGGGAAGCCCAGGAUGCACUUGCACAAAGUGAUCUUAGAGCUACGCUGAUCGUAACUCCAAUACUUUGACUUACAAUAAUCAUUGCGCUGAGAACACUUUGUGCUACUGGGCCCUGGUGGGUUUAGGGAUACACUAUGCAGAGUUGUGUCCCUUUGCUGUCUGGAUGUGAUGAUGAUGGAUUUGACUCUAAAAUUCAUCUCCAUCGCCCAGGAUCAUCUUGCACAACGUGAUCUUACAGCUACGCUGAUCGUAACUCCAAUACUUCGACUUACAAUAAUCAUUGCUCUAAGAUCAGUUGUGCAAGUGAGCUCUAGUGGGUUUAGGAAUACACUAUGCAGAGUUGUGUCCCUUUGCUGUCUGGAAAUGCUGAUGAUGGAUUUGACUCUAAAAUUCAUCUCCAUCCCAAUCCUUGGUGUCAGCACCAUAUGCUUGCUUGUGGCUUUCACCAAAGUGGUUUACAUUUUGACCAUGUCAGUGUGGCAUUUCCUCUGACAUUAAGCAGACACUGUUGUUUGACGGAAUACUAGCUUCAUGAAUCCACAUCAUUAUGAAACAGAUGAAAUAGAUGAUUAUCCAGAGUCAUCUUUCACCCAUAGAAAUAAUUUCACAAUUAAUUUUUGUAUGGAAACAAUGAACUAAUGUUAUGCCUGUGAACACAUAUGCAUAUGUAAUUAUAUAUUUCCUUGAAUCAGCCUAUUAUAAACAAAGCUUCAAUCAUCAAUAACUCAUCCAGAAUUCAUGGUUUUCACCAUUAUAACAGGUCAAAUCCAUUAAGUUAUUCAUUUCACACGCUAAGUUAUUGUUGUACAAAUAUUAUUGUAUGUUUGUGGUUGUUUUCAAAGAGAGAUUUAAUGAAUUGACACCUACCUGGACCUAUUCAAGGGAAGUAAUUCAUUGAAUAGUGAUCUAAGGGACGUAACCCUUGCUUAUAUUGUCUCCCCUUUGCCAGUAGAUCGAAUCUCGAUAACAACAUGGUGAAUUUUGUUUUUCCUCGACAUGCCAUU